This is a messenger RNA of Lates calcarifer (barramundi perch), 2711 nucleotides long. Its product is annotated as heparan sulfate glucosamine 3-O-sulfotransferase 5. Lineage: Eukaryota; Metazoa; Chordata; Actinopteri; Centropomidae. Bases 732 to 1769 code for a protein of 345 amino acids. The record is from RefSeq and is a predicted model, not a curated record. Gene Ontology annotation, molecular function: [heparan sulfate]-glucosamine 3-sulfotransferase activity. The transcript has 6 exons.
UCAGCGGUACUACAUUGAGCUCCACGCGUCCCCCGCCGCCACACUGAUCCGCGGGGGUGCUGGAAGAGGGCACUCCGAUCCAAGUGGACUUCAGGAGGGCUUUCUUUUUUUACCCCCCACAGCCUAGUGGGACGAGAGGAGAGGAGAGAAUGCAGUCGCGACCGGACGCAAAUUGAGUUGUUUCUGCAUGUUUUUGCGCACCUGGCUGCUCAAGCGCGCGCGCUGCACAUCCAGCGGAACAUCCGAAUUGGAGCCCCCCCUUUGACUUCCACACUGCCGCUACUUGUCCUGUAUGACCUGCGCUUAAAAGCCUCCGAGGGAGAUGUGGAGAGGUUUUCUGACCUCCGCUGCAUCCCGGCUGUUCCUCCUGAGCGCCUGGCUGAACGGGUAGCCGCCGUGUCCAGCUGAGGAUGCCGAACAGAUUUCUGGAUUUUGGUGGCUGUACAUUCAGAAGACACUGUUCACAGAGACCUGGCCACUCUUUUACCUGAUCAAACUGCUCUAUCGUCCUUUUGGGCACGUCACCCUUUGGGGUUUGACCCUGCAUCCUCUGACCUCCGGGGUUAGCAGUCAGCAUUGUAAUCGCAACGUAACCUGGACACCUUUUCCAGGUCUGCCUCCUGAUUCUCUUUGAGAUAUUGGAUCUGCUUGCGUGCAUAAAGAAGCACCACCUCUGGCAGUCAUGAGGAAUAGAGGGCUGAAGACGCAGUCCUGAAGAUUGAUGGAGGGCCAUGCUAUUCAAACAGCAGGCAUUGCUGAGACAGAGGCUCUUCGUUCUGGGCAGCCUUGCUAUCGGAAGUGUCCUUUAUCUCGUGGCCAGGGUUGGAACCUUGGAUAGGCUACAACCCAUUUGCCCCAUUGAAGGCAGACUGACCCCCCAUGAGCCAGAACAAAUUCCUCUCCGCACCCUGCAGUUUAAGCGUGGCCUGCUCCAUGAAUUACGUAAGGGCAAUGCCACCAAAGAGCAAAUCCGCUUGCACAACCUGGUCCAGCAGCUGCCUCGCGCCAUUAUCAUCGGAGUGCGCAAGGGGGGCACCCGUGCCCUGCUGGAGAUGCUUAACCUGCAUCCAGCAGUGGUCAAGGCUUCACAGGAGAUCCACUUCUUUGACAACGACCAAAACUAUGCCCGGGGCAUCGACUGGUACAGAGGGAAAAUGCCCUUCUCCUUCCCUCAUCAGAUCACCAUUGAGAAGAGCCCUGCCUACUUCAUCACAGAGGAGGUCCCUGAACGCAUCUUCAAGAUGAACUCCUCCAUCAAGCUGUUGAUCAUUGUCCGUGAGCCCACCACCAGGGCUAUAUCUGACUACACGCAGGUUCUGGAGGGCAAGGAGCGCAAAAACAAGACCUAUCACAAGUUUGAGAAGCUGGCUAUCGACACUAACACCUGCGAGGUGAACACAAAGUACAAAGCUGUCCGGACCAGCAUCUACACCAAACAUUUGGAACGCUGGCUGAAGUACUUUCCUGUGGAGCAGUUCCACAUCGUGGAUGGGGAUCGCCUUAUCACGGACCCACUGCCGGAGCUGCAGCUCGUCGAGCGCUUCCUCAACCUACCCUCAAGGAUCAGCCAAUAUAACCUGUACUUCAAUGCCACCAGGGGAUUUUACUGUCUGCGAUUUAACAUUGUCUUCAACAAGUGCCUGGCAGGCAGCAAGGGCCGCAUUCAUCCAGAGGUGGACCCAUCAGUGGUGACUAAACUGCAGAAGUUCUUUCACCCCUUCAAUCAGAAGUUUUACCAGAUCACUGGUAGAAUAUUCAACUGGCCAUGAUGAGCUUUGAACUUCUCCACUGAGAUUCCUUGGAUUGGUGUUUUUUAAAACUCCAUGCUAUUAUUAAUAGCUAUUAAGAAAUUAAUAGCACCUUGACUGUAUUUAAUACAGCAACGACAGUGUGACCAAAAUAUAAAAGGAACUUGAUGUAAGUCUGUUUUUAUGUGUGUGAAAAUAAAACAAAAUAGUUGACUGGUUUGACUAAAAGAUUCAGUUCAAAGCACUUGCAAAUUGCAAAUUAAUUCACCUGUCUGUCAGUGUUCCCCAUGAAGAAAAAAAAAAACAGGACUGAACUGUGAUUAAUUAAAGAAAUUAUUUUUUUGCUUUUUAAAAGACUAUCAAACACUGACAUUCAUGUUGUUAAGAUAAGCUUUAAGUGUGAUGUUUUUUCAUGAUAAAACCCCUUAAAAGAUGACAAAAUGACAUCUUACAAAUGACAAAGUUGUUUAUUUGUUCAUCAUGUUGUUUAUUUGACAAAACUGCAUGUGCAAUCAAGAUGCCAUGAUAACAUAAUAGGAUCUUGUAUUAGUUAGUUGUCUUCUGUUGUCAGUUUAUGUUGUUUUUCACAUUUGUUUUUUAAUUCAUGAAUCGGUCCAUCAGAGGGUGACCUCUAGUUCUCAAUCCGACAUUAUCCAGAAAAGUCAGAAAAGAAUCAAAUGAUUCAAGUUGGACUCAAAACCCUCAAAGAAUUUCAGACUCGAGCUUGUGUUUUAUUGUAUGUUGUUUCUUCCCCUGCUGCUUUUUCAUUGGGUUGUGAAAUACGGCAAAAAGCCAUAACACACACACAAAAAAACGUUGUCCUCUGAUGACUCUUGUCAAACCAACUGCUUAUUCUAAGAUGAUUAACAAAGUCUGUCUGUUUCUGUGCAAAUAUUCAUUCUGUAUCAUGUGUGUUAUUAAAAAAGGUUAAAUUAAAAGAACAUGUAGACAUUUGUCAACUGA